This is a messenger RNA of Knipowitschia caucasica, 1278 nucleotides long. The record is from the annotation of a GenBank genome assembly. NCBI's taxonomy places the organism in Eukaryota, Metazoa, Chordata, Actinopteri, Gobiiformes, Gobiidae.
AUGUUGGAGAGACCAGUGGCAGACAUGUUGGAGAGACCAGUGGCAGACAUGUUGGAGAGACCAGUGGCAGACAUGUUGGAGAGACCAGUGGCAGACAUGUUGGAGAGACCAGUGGCAGACAUGUUGGAGAGACCAGUGGCAGACAUGUUGGAGAGACCACUGGCAGACAUGUUGGAGAGGCUAGGGGCAGACAUGUUGGAGAGACCAGUGGCAGACAUGUUGGAGAGGCUAGGGGCAGACAUGUUGGAGAGACCAGUGGCAGACAUGUUGGAGAGACCAGUGGCAGACAUGUUGGAGAGACCAGUGGCAGACAUGUUGGAGAGACCAGUGGCAGACAUGUUUGACAGACCAGUGGCAGACAUGUUUGACAGACCAGUGGCAGACAUGUUGGAGAGACCAGUGGCAGACAUGUUGGAGAGACCAGUGGCAGACAUGUUGGAGAGACCAGUGGCAGACAUGUUGGAGAGACCAGUGGCAGACAUGUUGGAGAGACCAGUGGCAGACAUGUUGGAGAGACCAGUGGCAGACAUGUUGGAGAGACCAGUGGCAGACAUGUUGGAGAGACCACUGGCAGACAUGUUGGAGAGGCUAGGGGCAGACAUGUUGGAGAGACCAGUGGCAGACAUGUUGGAGAGGCUAGGGGCAGACAUGUUGGAGAGACCAGUGGCAGACAUGUUGGAGAGACCAGUGGCAGACAUGUUGGAGAGACCAGUGGCAGACAUGUUGGAGAGACCAGUGGCAGACAUGUUGGAGAGACCAGUGGCAGACAUGUUUGAGAGACCAGUGGCAGACAUGUUUGACAGACCAGUGGCAGACAUGUUGGAGAGACCAGUGGCAGACAUGUUGGAGAGACCAGUGGCAGACAUGUUGGAGAGACCAGUGGCAGACAUGUUGGAGAGACCAGUGGCAGACAUGUUGGAGAGACCACUGGCAGACAUGUUGGAGAGGCUAGGGGCAGACAUGUUGGAGAGACCAGUGGCAGACAUGUUGGAGAGACCAGUGGCAGACAUGUUGGAGAGACCACUGGCAGACAUGUUGGAGAGACCACUGGCAGACAUGUUGGAGAGACCACUGGCAGACAUGUUGGAGAGACCAGUGGCAGACAUGUUGGAGAGACCACUGGCAGACAUGUUGGAGAGACCACUGGCAGACAUGUUGGAGAGACCAGUGGCAGACAUGUUGGAGAGACCAGUGGCAGACAUGUUGGAGAGACCAGUGGCAGACAUGUUGGAGAGACCAGUGGCAGACAUCUUGGAGAUUGAGUCCAGCUCUAACUGA